AAAGAACUCAGACAUCCGGUUCAUGUCGAGGUAAUGUACCGUUACGCGAUUUUCGGAUCUAAGAAGCAGUGUUGAUAAUAAAGCGACUCAAAACGCGUCCCUGAGAAGCCAGGUGAGAUUCUCUGUGAUGUCGUCGUCGUCGUUUUGUACUUAUGAUAGCUCUCUCCAACUGGACAUGUCACAGACACUUAUGAAACACCAUGGACCAAGACUCAGAGCGUGCUCGGUUUGUGGAUGCCCACUGGGCGACACUUGUCCAGAAAGUAAUCAUGGUGAUGCCGAUAGCGGAUGAGCUGCGGUCAGCUGGUAUGCUGGAGUGGGAGCCGUACUGUAGGAUCAAAGCAGCAGAUAUAAACCAGGAGAAAAUGAGAGAGUUUUAUGAAGUACUGCACUCUGGAGGAGACCAGGUUAAAUCUGCCUUUUAUUCUAGUCUGGAAAAGCAUGAGAAAUGUCUGUUUAGAGCCUUGGGUAGCAUCGCUGAAACUGCAGAAGCUCUUGUGAAAAACUUAAACAAAUAUAAGAAGUGGAUCCAGAAGGAAUAUGAAUAUGUGAGUGAGUAUAACUCUCUGCCUGGUGAAUAUGUGCUGCUGUCCAAACGCUAUACACAACCUCUGAUCAUCACGAGACACAGAGAGAAGAGAGAGCGAGAAGAAGAGAUGUGCUCCGUGGGAGAGAGUUUCCAGCAGCUUCUCACAUCCAGGAAUAAUGCGGACAAGGGCAGCUCGAUCUUGGAUGCGCUUUUCAGUGCCGAUAAUAAGGGAGUCAAUCCUACUGCUGUCAUUCUUCAGGGGAACUCUGGGCAUGGCAAAUCCUUCACUGCUCAAAAGAUCAUGCUGGAUUGGGCAUCAGGAAACCUCAGCAGAGAGGAAUUUGAUUGUCUUUUUCACUUGAAAUGCAAGGAAUUGAACCACAAAUCUGGAGAGCAGAGUUUGGCGGAGCUCUUGAGCUACAACUCCAGUUUAACAUCGGACGGGAUCUCACAGAUCCUGCAGAAGUCACCAGAGAAAGUUCUCAUCCUCAUUGAUGGAUUCGAUGAGCUCAGGUUUUCAUGUAGUGACACAUCGAAUAUGCCAAAACUCAGGCAUUUCUCUGAAAAAGCUCCAACUGAGGCUUCUCUGAAGGCCUUGUUGAGGGGCCACAUCUUGUCCGAGUCCUUCCUGCUGGUCACCACCAGAUCUACAGCUACAAAAACCCUGGGCGGUCUGCUCAAGCACCCUCAGCGCUUCACUGAGAUUAUCGGUUUCUCCGAGAGGGAGGUGGAGGAGUACUUCAAGAGGUUCUUUCAGGAUCAAGAACUCUUCAGGAGUGCUUUCGAGUGCGUGAAGGCAAAUGAAACCCUCAUCACCGCCUGCUCCAUCCCUGUUAUCUGCUGGAUCAUCUGCACGGUAAUGCGGGAGAGGUUCAGUGAUGGUGCGGAUGCGACAAGUGGACUGGAAACCACCACCUCGAUCUACGUUGACUUUGUGUCCACUCUACUGGAGCAUCACUGCCAGGGUUUGAGUCAGUCCGUCCUGACCCUGCUGAGGAGUCUGGGUCAGCUGGCAGAGAGAGGGAUGCUGGAAAAGCAAGUCCUGUUUGAAGAGAAAAGCAUGCAAGAGACGGUUUCAGGUAGUCCAUUUCUGUGCAAGUUCCUCCUUAAGAGAAGAAUCCGCCAGGAGACGAUGUUCUGUUUCAUGCAUCUCAGUUUUCAGGAGUUCUUCACCGCUCUCUACUACAUCUCACUGGAUGAAAGAGAGUUUCUGGAUAAACUAACAGAGCGAUUCCACUCUCAAACGCAAAGCUAUCUAUCCCUGUAUUUGGAUGAGAACUUUCCACUGAAGUAUGGAUGUCCUGAACCUCAUUUUCUGCCUGUGAUUCAGUUUCUCUGUGGUCUCUCUAAUAAAGAAGUGAGCUGCACACUUGAAGAGAUGCACAAUCUGUCCGUCCCUUCCUUUGUACAGGCACAGCUGGAAGAAUGGAUCCUCCAUGUUAGCACAAGUGGAAACUACACUUACUUGCCCUUCAUUCUCCACUGUCUCUAUGAGCUCCAUGAGAAAGAGUUUGUGCAGAAAGUCAUGGAAGCUUGGCAGGUGUUAAACAUGUCCUGGGAUCAGCUGAGCAGGACAGACUGCUGGGCGUUGUUGUAUUGUCUGGACUGCUGUCCUCACUUUAGAAGCCUGAAGAUCAACUUUGCAGCUGAAGAGCUGAAGAUGCUUCAGCCUGUGUUGUGCAGGACCCCAGAACUAGAGUUGACUGUGCAAAACUUUUCAGACACAGAUGUCACUAAUCUGCUCUCAGCUCUUGGAGAAGGAAAGCAUCUGAGAGAACUGAAGCUGAACAGCAGCUGUCUGUCAGAUCAAAGUGUGCUGCAGGUUCUUAAUGCUCUGCACAAACAGAAGAGCGUUGGUGGACUUCAGAUUGUGGUGAAAAGCAUCUCAGCUGACACUGCCCUCAUCCUCACAGACUUCCUGCAGAGCAAAUUGAAAUGGGAGGAGAUCAGUUUAAAGACAAAUGAUGCAGAGAGUCUGUGCUCGUCUCUCCGGCUCUUCAGCUUUGAAGGAAAGCUUGUGUUGAAUGUGGUGAGAUGGUGUUCAAGCCCACAGAAUGAGCCGUCACUGUCAGAAAUCAUUCUGAAAUGUCCACGUUCAGAGGCGUCCAGUAUUAAUAUCAAGAGCUUCUUACAGGCGUUUCACAGUGUAAACUGUAUAACAGAACAAAGUGCAGAUUUUGACAGGCAGGUCGAUGCUCUGCUGUAUCAGCUGCCAUCUGUGUCUGGUUUAAGUGCCAUAAAUCUUUCUGUUCCCCUCCUGACGGAGACCUGGGCUUCCAGAAUUCUUUUCCUAGUUGAGUCUUGCCCUAGACUUGCUGUGAUCAGUUUUCAUGCUGGUUUAUGGGGAUCUGAAGGUGGUCAGUGCCUCCCUGGUCUAUUAAUGGAAGAGGGAAUCAAGUUACUGAAAGAAUCAGCAAAACGUCCAGAGUGCAUUGUGAACAUUAGAGGGUUCAGAUGCAGAAAAUCCUCUGACCGCUGCACUCGUCACACCGAGCAGAUCGAGGAUCUCAGUUGCAACCAGAGAGUGACCAUUGAGUUCCGUGGAGAGAAAUGUACAGAAGACAUAAAAUCUAAACUUGUACUGCCUGAUGAAAACUGAAUCUCUUGAACUGGUCUUUAUGAGUCUCCCUGGUGAAGAAAUUAAUCUUUGUCUGUCUAAAGAACCUCAAUAUAAUAACUAUGUGUGAAAUUACAGAGACACAAUAAUGCAUGAUAAAUGCAUAAACAGGAGUAGAAUGAACUUUGUUAGAAUUAAAUGUUCUGUGUCCUGUUUGUUAAUCCUGCCUGUGUAGACAAACUGGUUUAUACAGGUAUUUGUUUUGUACUAUAGAGGCAAGAAAAAAAAACUUUUUUUUUUUUCAACAACCAACUUUAAUGUGUCUGAUUAUUGUAUGUAUAUUGCAUAUAUGAACACUGCAGUCAUGCUCGGAUCCAAAAUAAUCUGUCUGGAAAGAGUAUGUUUUGAAUCAGCCUGAUUGAAAAUUAACUUUUCGAUUCACUUAUGGUGAGAAAACAAACCAAGACAACGAACCAUUGCUUGACUCCCGCUCUAACUGAGACAUUAUAUACAGUUGCAAGAAAAAGUAUGUGAACCACUUGCAGAAUCUGUGAAAAUGUGAAAAAUUUGAACAAAAUAAGAGAUAAUACAAAAUGCAUGUUGUUUUUUAUUUAGUACUGUCCUGAGUAAGAUAUUUUGCAUAAAAGAUGUUUGAAUAUAAUUCACAAGACAAAAAAAAUUGCUACAUUUAUUAAAAUGACCCCGUUUAAAAGUUUGUGAACCCUUGAUUCUUAAUACUGUGUGUGGUUACCUGGAUGAUCCUUUUUUUUUUUUGGGAUGGAUGUUCAUGAGUCCCUUGUUUGUCCUGAAGUUAAACUGCCCAAUGUUCUUCAGAAAAAUCCUCCAGGUCUUGCAGAUUCUUCAGUUUUCAAGCAUCUUUUGCAUAUUUAAACCCUUUCCAGCAGUUAUUGUAUGAUUUUGAGAUCCAUCUUUUCACGCUGAGGACAAUUGAGGGACUCAAACACAACUAUUAAAAAAGGUUUAAACAUUCACUGAUGCUCCAGAAGGAAACACAAUGCAUUAAGACCUGGGGGGGGGACUUUUUGAAUUUGAAGAUCAAGGUAAAUUGUAUUUAAUUUGUCUUCCGGGAAACAUGUAAGUGUCUUCUGUUGCUUCCGAAGGGCAGUACUAAAUGAAAAAAAAUUAAUUUUAAAAUAAGAAAAGUUUGGACAUCUUCAUCCUGUUCAAAAGUUUUCACCCCUGGCUCUUAACACAUUGUGUUUCCUUCUGGAGCAUCAGUGAAUGUUUGAACCUUUUUUAAUAGUUGUGUUUGAGUCCCUCAGUUGUCCUCAGCGUGAAAAGAUGGAUCUCAAAAUCAUACAAUAACUGCUGGAAAGGGUUUAAAUAUGCAAAAGAUGCUUGAAAACUGAAGAAUCUGCAGGACCUGAAGGAUUUUUCUGAAGAACAUUGGGCAGUUUAACUGUUCAGGACAAACAAGGGACUCAUGAACAUCCAUCCCAAAAAAAAAAAAAAAAAGAUCAUCCAGGUAAGUAGAUCAUCCAGGUAACCACACACAGUAUUAAGAAUCAAGGGUUCACAAACUUUUAAACGGGGUCAUUUUAAUAAAUGUAGCAAUUUUUUUUGUCUUGUGAAUUAUAUUUAAACAUCUUUUUUCACAUUUUCAGAUUCUGCAAGUGGUUCACAUACUUUUUCUUGCAACUGUAUAUAAUGUCUCAGUUAGAGCGGGAGUCAAGCAAUGGUUCGUUGUCUUGGUUUGUUUUCUCACCAUAAGUGAACCGAAAAGUUAAUUUUCAAUCAGGCUGAUCAGAGCUCAGUUUAACUGCUCAGGACAAACAAGGGAAUCAUGAACAACCAUCACAAAACAAAAAAACAGCCGUAGAUCAUCCGGUUAAGUGUUAAGAAUCAAUGGUUCACAAACUUUUGAAUGGGGUCAUUUCAUUACAUUCAGCUAUUUUUUUGUCUUGUGGAUUAUCUGUAAACAUUUUUUAUGUAAAAUAUCUUACUCGGGAUGGUACUUAAUAAAAAAUAACAUGCA
Molecule: messenger RNA, 5082 nt
Organism: Ctenopharyngodon idella (grass carp)
Lineage: Eukaryota; Metazoa; Chordata; Actinopteri; Cypriniformes; Xenocyprididae
Product: NACHT, LRR and PYD domains-containing protein 1 homolog
Exons: 13
Coding region: 201-3128 (975 amino acids)
Biological process (GO): innate immune response; inflammatory response; regulation of apoptotic process
Cellular component (GO): cytoplasm
Source: RefSeq, a predicted model, not a curated record